AUGGACAACACAGACACAUAUUUAUUGAACUUUAAAGGCUAUUAUCUUGCACAUUUUACUGCUAAUACUGACCUACUGAAAAAUCUAGAUGAUUUUGAAAUUAGAGAUGAUGAUGUCUUCAUAGUCACAUAUCCAAAAUCUGGUACCAUCUGGGCUCAGCAGAUAUUAAGCUCGAUUUAUUUUGAGGGACAUCGUAACAAAACUGAAAUGGUGGAAACACUUGAUGGAGUCCCCUUCCUCGAAUACGCAGCAGGCAAAAUAGACCAACUCAAGAGACCAUCGCCUCGCCUCUUCUCUUCCCACCUCCCAUAUUAUUUAGCACCAAAAGGUGUCAAGAACAAAAGAGCUAAAAUUAUUUACAUCUACAGAAACCCCAAGAAUAUUUUGGUCUCCUAUUUUCAUUUUUCAAAUAUGAUGGCUGGAUUACAAGCUGCGGAUGAUAUAGAAGAUUUCAUGAAAAUGUUCUUCGAUGGAAAAGUGACAGGAAGCCUUUGCUUUGAUCACAUCAGAGGCUGGUAUGAGCACCGACAUGACUUCAACAUUCUGUUCAUGAUGUAUGAGGAGAUGAGGAAGGAUCUCAGAAGUUCUGUGCUUAAAAUCAGCAGUUUUCUUGAGAGACAACUGAAUGAAGAGGACGUGGAAGCUGUUGUUAAACAGGCAACAUUUGAGAACAUGAAGUUUGAUCCACAAGCAAAUUAUGAGCAAAUUCUAAAACACGACUUGGGGAGAAGAACAGACGAGGGAAGUUUUCUUGCGCAAAGGUACCGUUGGAGACUGGAAACAUCACCUGACUGUGGAGCAAAAUGAGAGAUUUGAUAGAAUAUUCCAAAGCAAGAUGAAAGACUUUCCCUUGAAGUUCAUCUGGGAUCUAAAUGAGGAAUAGAAUUAGUGCAAAAUAAACAUAGAGAAAAUUCACUAACUAGAGAGCAUAUUUUAAUAUGCAUAUUAACUUGUGCUUCUCAUCUGUGUUAAUUAUAAAAUUUUAUUAAUUUAGAAAAAUGAGAACACUAGACUUACAAUGGUUGCCAUGAGUUGGAUGAAUACUUUGAAAUUUUAAAAGUUAAAAUGAUUUGGGAGAGAGUCUGAACUGGUUGCCUGUAUGAUAGAGGGAAAAAACAGAGAGCAUGCAACAUGAAUGGUAAAUAUCUUCAAAGACUUUUCUGUAGUGUGUAUUUUUUCUUUCUCUACGAUUAAAUUUAGGAUCAAUCGAACAUCAAAAUCCCUUUAUUCUUGUAAUUAAACUUUAAUGCUUUGGUUCAAAUCAAUGUACAGAAAUCAGACGUAAACACUUGCAUCUGUUUAAUAAUUUGCCGUACGGCAAAGUUUGCACUAAAGGUCAAGGAUCACAAAUAGAUUAACCAUCUAAUGGUUAAAUCAUUAAUUAUUUAGAUGAAGAAAUAUAGCUGUGUCCACAACAUAUCAUUCACUAAACUAAUUUUAUAUGUAUUUAUAACUAAAUAUUUAAGAUAAAAUCAUUUUGAAUAACUAGAAACAUAUAUGUGAAUCUGUUAAUAAUUCCAAAAUAGAAAAAAACUUUUGAAACAUAAAGGCAAUAUAAGAAACUUUAAGAAAAAGGUCAUUGUAGAUGUAAUUAGUUAUAUUUAAAUACUGGAGUGUGGUGGGCUCUUAAUCCAAUAAAACUGAUGUUAGAAGAGAAAAAAGACACAGGAUGCAGGCUGUGAUGUCACAACAGAAGCUGAGUUUGGAGUGAUGCAUCUAUAAGCCAAAGAUGCCAGCAAACUCCAAGAACCUAGAAGUAGCAAGCAAUGAUUCUCUCCUACAGGUUUCAGAGGGGGUAUGGCUUUACUGACAUCUUGUUUUUGGACUGCUAGCCUCGACAACUGUGAGACAAUAAAUUUCUGCUGUU
Molecule: messenger RNA, 1867 nt
Organism: Equus caballus (horse)
Lineage: Eukaryota; Metazoa; Chordata; Mammalia; Perissodactyla; Equidae
Product: amine sulfotransferase-like
Biological process (GO): sulfation
Cellular component (GO): cytoplasm
Molecular function (GO): sulfotransferase activity
Source: RefSeq, a predicted model, not a curated record